Molecule: messenger RNA, 1182 nt
Organism: Alternaria alternata
Lineage: Eukaryota; Fungi; Ascomycota; Dothideomycetes; Pleosporales; Pleosporaceae
Exons: 3
Coding region: 1-1182 (393 amino acids)
Source: RefSeq, a predicted model, not a curated record
AUGGCAGGCGCCUACCCUUACGGGGUGCAGCUAGCAUCUUCGGGAAUGAAUAUCUCAACUUUGCCUGCAGCUAGCAUCUGGGCGGAUACAUGUGCUAUUGACGCACGACAAUUCCGAGGAUUAGCCAACCAAACACUUCCGUUCCAAAUAGACGACCCACUUGCAGAUGUGCUCUACGAUGUCGGUCUUGGGUCUUCAAACGGUUCCCAGAUAGUUGUGGAUAUCAAGGCAUUCAUGAAGUCACUCGGGGAUCGACCGUUCUAUAGUCGGUCCAUGCUUCGCCAUGCCGCAGACCAGCUGAGCAGGGCUCGAAAUGGUCUGAAAAUCACGUUAACGGAUUGCUAUGGUGCGAAAAGAGUCUAUCCAGCCAGAGACCUAUCCUUGCCCAGUCAAGAUUUCUCCCUAGGUUACAACGGACUUCACCUUCUUGCCACUGCACAGUCUGCACCGCAAGGUGACCACUUCAGCCUCGACGACAUGCUCCCAAUCUACGUCCGGGUUGGUAAAAAGGCUAAAGAAACUACCAAUUUGUACGACCGUGUCCUCCAGAAGGUUCGCAUGCAAAACUUCGAAAGGCUUUGGCAGUGGACUCCUCCACGCCAUAUCUUGUUCGACAGCCUCAACAGACUGAAGCACACAGCACGGAUUACGAACAUUGUGUGCAUCGGACUGGGAACCCUGCAAAUGUCAGAUCCAAGGAGAGCCAACCCGACAAUGCAGCAUAUCGUUGCUUCUUCUAUCGCUCAAGAUCUAGAACGGAUUUACGAAGCAGAAGGCACUCCAGUUGACACACCCAUCACAAUCAUUGCCCAAGAUCCCGCUUACGAUGAGCUCGACCGGCGAGCCCUAUUGGAUCUGCCAGUACCUAUUAAGAUCGUUUCUGAUCCUGAAGGGUUUCUGGCAAUCAACGAAUCUUCGCUUGUAUUCUCCAGCUACCCGGCAGUUCCAGUCAAGCAACUCGUCGCAGAUCUCUCAAGCGAAGCACCAGACGGCAAAGGUCCCGCUGCUCUGUUCGUGAACAGGAACCCCCUUGAGAAAGCUCACGGCGAUGUCAAUCUCAUCAGAUACGAUUGGGACAUCGAGAGACCUUAUACCGACCCGCAUACAAGUGAUUACCUGAGGAUGCUCGAGUCUUAUACGCAAGUAUUCGAUGAUCCUCUCCACUACCGUGUGGUUGGGUAA